Candidula unifasciata is the source of this 1224-nucleotide messenger RNA. Lineage: Eukaryota; Metazoa; Mollusca; Gastropoda; Stylommatophora; Geomitridae. The record is from the annotation of a GenBank genome assembly.
AUGCCUAUGAACUCCAGAGCAACAGGUGAUCCGAGCAUUCAUAGUCAUUCUGGUGACUGUGACACAGACCUAUCAGGAAAAUAUUCUGAAUACAUUGAAGAGCACCGUGAAGCUCUGGUGGCAAAGUGCCAGCGGGUUAAUAAUUGUAUAGAAGGACUGCUGAAAGAUGAGAACAUUCUGCUGUUGCUUAAAGGUGACAACCUGAGUCUCAACAAGACCUGCAGCCUUAUAUAUGAGAACAGUUCUAAUGCAGAUGUGCGGAAUGGACAGUGCACUGCUGAGGAUAGGGAUGACAUUCGUGAGGAUCUGGAACAACAUCUGAUGCUUCAGUUGGAUGAUGCUAAAGGAGCUGGCUGGAAAAAUGUCAAAAAAUGUUUGCGUGACAAUUAUGGAACUGAGGAAAGAACUACUUAUGUAAAUGACAUCUGUAGGCUGGCACAGAGUAGACCACAAAUCUGUGACAAUCGUAAUGUUCACAAAAAUGUAACCACCUUCUUCAAUAAUCAGAUCCAGUACUUGCAGUGCACAUGCAGAAGCUUGCAAAAUAGUAAUACUAACAACGCAGGGAAAGGCAGCAUCUUGCCAGUCUUCCUCGGUGGAUUAGCUGGUGGUUUGCUGCUGCUUCUGGUCAUUUGUGUGAUAGGCUGGAUUGUCUACAGGCGACGACGAACAAAGAGAAAGAGUAAGAAACGGGCCCCGAAUGUAAUUUAUCUGCCUGCACCAGGAUCAGACAACUGUCCAGUUUAUCAGGAGUUAUAUGAUGAAAAGGGAUAUAAUGCUUAUGGGAUCAAUCCUUCUGGACAACCCCCAGCUCUUCCAUCACGUUACACAAGAGGCCCCACAGAUCAGGAGGAGGAGUCAGCCUAUCUAGAACCAGUGGAGGCGGGUCUCAGAUUUAGACCUAAGCUCCCUGUUCCUGGUAGAGAUAAUCCAACAUAUGGAGCACCGCCUGAAUACAGUGAAAGAGCCACAGAUGCCCAGAAUGUGCUUCAAAACAAAUCUGAAGAUGAGAGCGGCUUUCACAGAAAUCUGGCUAAACCAGAAAAUGGUUAUGAAUCAGUUGAAGAUGUGAUGAGGUCACCAACAGAUGAUGCUCCUAAGCCUGGGGAUGUUCAAGUGGUUCCCAGUCCAGCCAAGAGAACUCUGAGCAAUCGCCAGGGAGAGCCUGGUUUUGUUAAGCUUGAAAAAGAUGGAAGCAGGAGGGUAGUGGAUACUACAGUCUAA